AUGUUUAACAUCUCGCCAGUGAACGAAAGCCUGAAGAAUGUGUCCGAAUUCGCAGGAAGUAUUCCUUCUAAGGCAGAAGGCAUCGCAUUGUGCAGUGCCUUCAUAUUAUCAUCUGUCUUUAUCAUUGCAGGAAACUUUCUCACUCUCGUUCUCUUUGCAGUUAGCAAAGCACUUCGUAAGAAAAGUUUCUUCCUAAUCACGAAUAUGGCGUUCGCUGAUCUGAUGCUGGGAGCCUUUACCAUGCCCUCUUACAUUUACUCAGUCGGAGUAUUCUUUCAGCUUUGGACAGCAAAAUAUGAUCAUUUGACAUUUGGAAUAUUCUUCACAGGUUUUGAUACCAUGUUUAUGCUCGGCUCGUAUCUAUCUGCAGCCUUUAUGUCCUGCGAGAGAUUCCAUGCCGUAUAUUGGCCGUUUAACCACCGAUCAUUAUCCACCAGAACAUACCGCAUCGUCAUUUGUAUACUUUGGACACUUGCUGUGUUUGUUUCCACGAUAGUAACUUUGUUGACGUUUUUUAUUUCAUUUGAAUCUAGUUUGUAUUUUUAUACUCCCGUUGUGUUGAGUCUAACAAUCAUUAUGUGUGUCUCAAACAUCGGAAUCUGGAAAAAUCUUCAACACCAAAGAGUUACCUCACAUCAUCAAAACAGAGCUCUGCAAAGGAAACGCUUAACAAAGACUUUACUUUUUGUAUCCAUGCUAGCUUUUCUAUGUUGGCUUCCCUUACUUAUCAUGAACGUUUUAAAAUAUCUAACAAAGACAACAAUACCAUGGAUGUUUUAUUUGAUGGUGAACAUUUUGAAUUAUUCAAACUCUAUUGUCAAUCCAGUUGUGUAUGCACUGAGAAUUCCUGAGUUUCAGCAAGCGUUGAGUAAAACUCUUUGUAGCCUAUUUAGAAGUACUGAAUUUCAGGAGGCGCUUCAUUUGCAAUCAGCAAUGAAGAUGGGACAAAUCGAAAGAAGAAACCGAUCGGCUGCACUCAAAACGCCGGAGAUAGAGCUAAGAAUAAAAAAAAUCAAUCCUAGUCGCCUACAAGAAGAGAUUGAACAAGGAGAUAUAGAAACUCAGUUUUAA
Stylophora pistillata is the source of this 1071-nucleotide messenger RNA. Its product is annotated as beta-1 adrenergic receptor-like. Gene Ontology annotation, molecular function: G protein-coupled receptor activity. Gene Ontology annotation, biological process: G protein-coupled receptor signaling pathway. Gene Ontology annotation, cellular component: plasma membrane. The record is from RefSeq and is a predicted model, not a curated record. Lineage: Eukaryota; Metazoa; Cnidaria; Anthozoa; Scleractinia; Pocilloporidae.